Molecule: messenger RNA, 1165 nt
Organism: Brachypodium distachyon (stiff brome)
Lineage: Eukaryota; Viridiplantae; Streptophyta; Magnoliopsida; Poales; Poaceae
Product: regulatory protein RecX
Exons: 6
Coding region: 68-916 (282 amino acids)
Biological process (GO): regulation of DNA repair
Source: RefSeq, a predicted model, not a curated record
AAAGUUGCAGGCAAGCAAAAAAUGUCCUUUGGAUUUGUGAGCCUUCUCUCACACACAACCGGCGAAGAUGGCGGCGCUGGCCGCGAGUCGCCGCCUCCUCCAUCUCCGGCCGGAGCUGGAGCUGUGCUUGCGCUCCCGUGUCCUUACCCUCUACUCCUGCCGGGCGAACGGGCCGGGCCGUUCCGGGCACGCGCCUCCGCGCCGGAGGCUCGUGAGCUUCCGUCAAGGCCCCUGCGGCGAGGGGAAUACGUUUGCCGGGAAGAACAAUGCUAUGCCGAGCCCGGAUGAACAGCUGAAUCUGGGAAAGGAUGACAGCGCCCUGGAGCCCACGGAGAAGAAGAACUUCUCCGAUGAGUUUCUGCAGCUUUCCUUGGAAGAGGAGGAGGGUCAUGACAUGGUGUGCGAAACCACAGUUCAGGAUGUGCGGAAGAGCGCGGUCGAAUUGCUUGCUGCCAGAGCAUUCACGGUUUCUGAGCUUAGGAAGAAACUAUGUGGUAAGAAGUAUCCAGCUGACACAGUCGAUUCUGUCAUUGCUGAUUUCAAGUCAAGGGGUUUGUUGAACGAUGGUUAUUACGCGGAAUCAUUUUCACGGUCCCGGUGGCAGUCAUCAACUUGGGGUCCAAGGCGUAUAAAACAGGCACUUCGUCAAAAAGGGGUGCCAGAUGCAGAAGCGGACCAAGCGACGAGGAAGGUGUUCCAGGAUGACCAGGAUGAUGAAAACCAGACGGCGCGUGGAAUCUCAGAAGCUUCCAUGGAUCAUCUCUUUGUGCAAGCGUCCAAACAGUGGCAGCGAGGGAAGAGCUUGCCUCUGGAGAACCGUCGCGCCCGCAUAGUGAGGUGGCUUCAGUACAGAGGAUUCAGCUGGGGUGUGACCAACACCAUUGUCAGGAAGCUGGAGGCACAGCAUCCUCCAUGACCUGAAUUUUCUGCUGUAUGUUGUUUUUGUUGUAAGUUGUAGCAGCCUGAUGUCAAGACAGUGAGGCAACACAGCGAGCUGGCAAGAUGAUGGUUGCUUUAACAUCCUAAUUGGAGAUUAGUUGGGAAAACCUGCUGCAUGUGGAAUCGCCUCGCACAUGAUGAAUAGCAUCAAGAUGGAAUAUAACUAAGAUAACACAGACUGUCAUUGCAAAAUGCAUAUUUUAGGCGUUUUUUAUGACACUUGUUA